Messenger RNA from Heterotrigona itama, 1816 nucleotides. NCBI's taxonomy places the organism in Eukaryota, Metazoa, Arthropoda, Insecta, Hymenoptera, Apidae. The record is from the annotation of a GenBank genome assembly.
AUGGCAGAUCCAGCACCUAGUAAAAGUGAUAUUGAGGAAAUUUUUAAAAGAUUACGAGCUAUCCCAACAAAUAAGGUUUGCUUCUUUAUUUACUAUAUGACAUUUGAAUUAUAUAAAAAAGAUUGAAUUAUAUAAAAACAUAGAAUAUUUGACCUGACAAUUAUUUCAACAUUAAGAUCAUAUUUUCAUUCCAACCUGUAAUUUCCCUAGUCUUCCGUUUCAUGACACUCAUUGCAAGGCAUGUUAAUUUAUAUUUCAAAAUAUUUGUAUAUAAAAAUUUGUAUAUAACUCUCACGUAUUAGAUCAUCAAUUGAAUUUAUGACUUAUAAUUGAAUAAUUAAUUAAACAUUACUAUAAUAUAUAGUUUACUAUAGUAUUAUGAUUCUUUAUAGACAUGUUUCGAUUGCAAUGCCAAAAAUCCAGCAUGGUCCAGUGUGACUUACGGUGUCUUCCUAUGCAUCGACUGUUCUGCAGUUCAUCGAGGAUUAGGUGUUCACUUGACAUUUGUUCGAUCUACUCAACUUGAUACAAAUUGGACUUGGUUGCAAUUGAGAAACAUGCAACUAGGUGGAAAUGCAAAUGCUAGAAAAUACUUUGCACAACACAAUUGUACAACAACUGAUGCUCAGCAAAAAUAUAAUUCACGUGCUGCUAUGCAAUAUAGAGAAAAAUUGGCACAGGCAUCUGCUCAAGCAAUGAAACGUUAUGGAACAAAGCUGCAUUUAGAUGAUGGUCCAGCAUCAACAGGUGAAGAGCAAGGUGAAGUUGAUUUUUUUAAAGAACAUGAAAAUACUGAAGUAUAUCAUAAUCAAUCUUCAGUGCAUGCUGAGGGAAAUUCAGUUCCUGCUUCUAAUUCCAUAUCAAACAAUGACAAUGAGGACAAAAGUAAUCAAAAAGAUAGCUUAGAAACUGCUGCUAAUUCUUUAGGCCCUACUGUUAAGUUAUCUGAUUCUACCUCAAAUUUGGUAUCUGAAAGGAAACCUACUAUAGGCAUCAGAAAGAUUCAAAAUAAACGAAGUGGUUUGGGAAAAAAAGCUGGUGGAUUGGGCGCUCAAAGAGUUAAAACAAAUUUUGAUGAAUUAGAAAAAAGUGUUGCUGAAGCUAAUAAAGAAUCGCAGGAAAAAAAUCAGCAAGAAAAUACAAAAGAAGAACAAGAAGAAAUUGCUACUCGACUUGCUUAUCGCUAUGAAAAAAAUUUAAUCAUUCUGCACUCGGUGAUAUGCGAACAAUAACACAGGAAACAUCAUCAAAGACUAUAACUGCUUCUGAACCAAGGCCGAGAGAUGUUGAUAUUGAACGAGAUCUUUUUAUUAGUUUAGACGAAUUUUAUGCGGCCUUAUCAACCCCAUAUAGUAGCAAUACUAACAACAAAUCUCGCAAUGAGGAAGUUAUUGUUAUUGCAGAGCCAGAACCACCAAAACGAGUAGCUCCAUCGAGCAAACCAAAUAAUAUUAAGAAUGAUAGUAAAACAAUGGUAGAAGGAGAAGCACAAAAGAAAUUUGGUAGUGCUAAGGCUAUUAGUUCAGAUCAGUAUUUUCAGGAUAGCAAAGAUGAUGAUUCUUGGGAGCGUAAAAGCAAUUUGCGACGUUUUGAAGGUUCAUCUAGUAUUUCAUCAGCUGAUUAUUUUGGCACAGGAAGUUCUACAGCAACAUCUCCCACGUCUUCUUUAUCAAUGCGUCUUAGUGGUGGGAGAGCUGGAGUCGAUUUAGAUGAUGUUAGAGAAAGCGUACGUCAGGGAGUAAAUAAGGUCGCAGACAGAAUAAGUUCUCUUGCCAAUGCGGCUGUUUCUUCUUUACAAGACCGUUAUGGACUUUGA